Drosophila elegans is the source of this 828-nucleotide messenger RNA. Its product is annotated as transmembrane protein 50A. The record is from RefSeq and is a predicted model, not a curated record. Bases 81 to 539 code for a protein of 152 amino acids. The transcript is spliced from 4 exons. Gene Ontology annotation, biological process: late endosome to vacuole transport via multivesicular body sorting pathway; protein targeting to vacuole. Lineage: Eukaryota; Metazoa; Arthropoda; Insecta; Diptera; Drosophilidae.
ACAGUCUGGCAACCCUGUGGGUCAAAACAAGAAAGAUAGCAGAAAUAGAAUAAAUUAAUUUACGUUUUAAAAGCUAAACAAUGGGCGUGUUGGACAAUGUUGCGAACUAUUUCACAGGGGAGACGUCCCGGAACAAGAACUCCUCCAUAAUAGCAGGCCUGCUGUUUUUCGCAGGAUGGUGGGUCCUAAUCGAUGCCAUGACCAUUGAUGGCAAUCACCAGAUCACCACUGGCCAUGUCUUCAUCGGCAUCUUUGGCACCAUCAGCUUCUGCAUGGUCAACGCUGUGAAGGGGGAGCACAUCUCGGAGGAGAACUCAUCGGAAUCGGGUGCCAGGAUAGCUAAGAUCUGGCUACUAGUGGGCUUCGUAAUGGGCUUUGCCUCCAUCAUUGCCGCCGUCUGGGUGAUGAUUGAUGACUUCAUCAACAACGAUAAGAAAGAUGGCUGGUUUGGAGUAGCCCUGCUCAUGCAGAAUGUCUUCAUCCUGUUCGCCAGUUUGAUCUACAAGUUCGGACGCAACGAGGAGGAGUGGAACGAGUAGAGGGCUUCCAUGCGAACAUUUUGCACACGGGAACGCUGCUUUUAGUAUCUAGACUCUCAUACGUACAUAUUCAGGAGUCCCAUUCAGGAGUUUAUGCCUCACCCCAUUUCAAAGCAUAACUUGUACAUCUCUGCUGCCCAUCGGACUCAAAGGGUUCGGAACUGGUGAAGCUGUAAGGGAUUUCAUCGCUUUCGAUUCCUGCCACUUUGAAUCGGAUGCAAGCGGAGAGUUGUAGGGCCUAUAAUCUCAUUUAUACUAAACAUAAUAAAACGACAAGUCACUUGCGUAA